CUCCCGGGAGGACCUCUCCUCUGGCGAACAACGGCGAUAAAGUCGUCCAGAGAAUAGAAAAGGUGACGUCUGGGAGUAAAAUCCGCAGUUUGAGCGGUCGACGGUGUCUGAUCGGCGGGAACUUGAUGAGUUCUUCUUCAGAAGCCGAGCUGUGUUACUGUACUCCCUCCCUGUGUGAUUUCUACUCACAGCUGAUGUCAGCAGCUGGAGAUUUGAAUCAUUCGCACACAUACAGUCUCCGCUGACAUCUGUUCCCAUCGGAAACGAUUAGACCUCACACCUCAAGCCCAAAGUUGCGCCUGUCAAGCUUUCUACUCCCGUCUUACUUUUCAUAGUUUUGGUGUUUACUGCAUCUUUUAAACAGCGCAGUCACACACAUGCCGUCUCCCAGCCUCCACUUCAUGGAGGAUUUGAUUUGUUUGAGUUGGGGCUCAGAUCUGGCUGCAGGAGCUCAAACUUCAUCAGCUCAUACACUCGUCCAUAUGCUCAUUAUUUAUUCAUGUAUUCACAGCAGGACACAACAAGUCAUCAGCUUUCCAUACUAAUGCAAACACCUGUUGCUCAAAGCCGCUGCUCCUGCCUCCAACCAUCACACGCCGUGCUUUCACAUGUGUGAUUAGAAUAUUUAAUCUUGCAGUGCAGCUUUAUGUUAAUGUGCAGGACCUUUAGUUCAGGUGCCUUUAAUUUAAACUAGUGUAGAGUUCUACUGCAGAAUGGCCUGCAGCUUUUUAUAAGUCCGGGCCUGUCACAUUGUGCGGCUCACGUGGUGGCAGACAAUCAGAGCCUGGAGCCAUGCUGUCCGGGGUGCAGCCCUGCUUCCAGCUGCUGCGGAUCGGCUCGUCGCCCGGGGACUCGGCGCGGGACCUGUACACCUUCAGGCCCACGCUGAACCGCUGCGUGUUCCGUCUGGGCCGAGCAGCCGAGCUCUGCGACGUCACGCUGGACUCGGCCUCGGUGUCGCGGAUCCACGCCGAGCUCCACGCGGAGAGAGAGACUCCAGGAGAGGAUGCGGCGGCGCAGGAGGAGGGAUGGAGGGUCCACAUCGAGGACAAGAGCAGCCACGGGACCUGGGUCAACGAGAUUCGCCUCCAGCUCGGCGUCCAGUGGGAGCUCUCCGACGGCGACGCGCUGACCUUCGGUGGCCAGUCGGCCCCGGGGAGCCCAGAGUUCUACUUCCUCUUCCAGAAGGUCAAAGUUCGGCCGCUGGACUUUGACGCCAUCACUAUUCCAAAGGCAGGAACCUUUUCCUCAGACCUGCAGAACCGGAUCAGAACCAACUUAGAUCGUAAGGUUCCAGCCAACCUGGACCUGUCCAAGCUGUCCAUCAACCGGGCCACCGUCAUCCUCAACUCCAUCGGCAGCCUGAGCAAGAUGCAGGGCAGCGCCUGGACCUUUAAGAGGAGCCACAGCCUCGAGGGCACGGCGUCGGACCCCGGUUCCUCCUCCUCGCCUCCCCUCGCCCUGGGCUUCUCCUCCCUGCUCCCCCCCUCCACUCCCCCGUCAUUCACCUCCACAGCCUCGGUGCCGGCGAAGUCUGUACCCGCGAAUUCCAGGAGUCGGAGGAAGUCGGCUCACACCGUGCUGCUGGAGGACGACAGCUCCGACGAACCGCGGAGCCGAGGAGCUCUGACAGGAGCCGCGGAGGACGGGCAGCGAGCGAGGCCCAAGAAGAGGAGGCGGCUCUACAAGUCCGAGUCCGAGGGUCCCGGCUGCCCCCCCCCUCCUCUGCCGCUGCAGCCCAGGAGCCACGGCGGCGCCCUGCGCCCCCUGGAGGCCAGGCCCUUCCCCUCCGGCAUCAGGACCAUCGGCAGCUGCCACGGCGCCGUGACCAACAGCCGCCUCAACCAGCACCUCCUCCACGCCUCCUUCACCAGCUCCGGCCUCCAGCGCGACGCGGAGCCCAGGAGCCAGGUCAAGACGGUGGUCCACGCCAACAUGGCCGCCGUGCGCCAGCAGAAGACGGCCCACGCUCCCAGAGGCCGGCGGCGGGCGCACAGCUCCCCCGUGUUCUCCCCCCUGAUAGUGGGAGGAGAGAACUACAGCCUGGCCUCCCCCUCGGUCAGGAUCCGCACGGGGGAGAGGGGGCGCAUGCAGUUCACCAGGUUCCACCAGCAGACAAGCAAGCGGCGCGGCCGCCCCAGGAAGCAUCCUCUCCCCCCUCGGCCGUCGCUGCCCUCCCCGUCCUCCUCGUCCUCCUCCUCCACCUCCUCGGCGUCCUCCUCAUCCGGAUCCUCCUCCUCCUCCUCUGAGGACGACGACGACGAGGAGGAGGACGAGGAGCCGGCGGUGAGCCAGGUGGAGCCCUGCGCCGCCCCGCGCUGCAAGCUGCCCCAGCAGGACACGGUGCAGUGGAUCCAGUGCGACGUGUGCGACGCCUGGUACCACAUAGACUGUCUGCACGUGGACCGCAAGAAGCUCCUGAUGGAUCCCAACGCCGACUUCUACUGCGGCUGCCGCUGACGGCGCCGUUUCAUCGCCGUUCCUCCGCCUACAUAUGGGAACCAACACAUCCACAUCCAGUACUUACCUGGAAACCGCUAAAGAAUCACCUGCAGUUUAUUUGAGCAGCCUCUCGCCUCCUUCACAAACCUCCUCGGCGGUGGACAAGGAGGCAGCGCCGUAAUGAAAUGUCUGGGAUCGGACUCCAUUAUUGUUCUGGCCACCUGGAGAUGUGCGACGUGGACGCGGAACACAAUGAAACGUUUGAGCACACUCGCACGGCGCUGUCGCUGACCAGGGGGCAGCGGCGUUUAGGAAGAUUAAUGAAACGCCUGCCGCCGCCGCUCCGGUCCGUUCGAGGUGAUUAAAGUCGCUGCGCGGCCCGAGAGCGGCUCCUUCGCUGUUUCACCAAACAGCUCCGAUCUUUCAGGGAACAACAGGACCUCCAGUUAAUAUUUAAUUCACAGCCUCGCACCCCUCCCACACAAAGAACGCUCCGGGCUGAUGUUUUCACCUCAGCCGCAAUAAACCCUGAUGAGAUUUGCUCGACGCUGCUUUGUGGGGCCGCGGCUGCGCCGCCGCCGCCGUGGGAGCGGGCGUUCGCUGCUUUCAGACAAUUAAAGCAGAGAAUGUGGCGUCGAGCCCCUGCCGCUGCUCCGGCACCGUAAUCAGACGUUUGAAGCAAGGUGCAUUCUGGGAACGUGUACGUUGAGCUCGCUGCCGGACGUGAGCAUGGACACCGUUCAACACCACCUCUGGAGGAACCGGACCAACUGGGCCAUGGGCCCGGUUCUGUCCUCAGCGCCGUCUCGUCGCACGGAGCUGCUUCCUCACUGUCAGUUGAUGGAAAGGUUCAAGUGGAGCAUUUAUUUCUUAGCGUUUUUUCAGUCUAAAUGAACUCGGCUUCUUUUGUUCCAUCACUUUGGAUCCUGCUCCGCUUUUAAUAACGCCUGUAAUAAUUCAGACGAGGAGCUGUUAAAAUGACUGGUUUGAGCAGCUACUCGUUUUAUCCUGGAUCAUAUCGCGGAGGCAGAGCUGCAGGUGAAAGGAAGUAGAAAAGGACAAAACCAGCCUUAAAUAGCAAUAAAAGCGACGAAGUAGAUGUUUAGCGUCGUGGUCGUGUGGAGGUGAAUUGCUGGUGCUCGGCCUCCGUUUCUGAGCUGACGCUCAGAGCCUGAUUGCGGCCGCGUGCGGCUCCUUCAGCGGCGCCGGCAGGAAGCGCCGCGGUGCGAGCUGGUGAUUGGCUCAGCAGCCGCUCGGCGCCGGGAGAAAAUGAGGUUAAAUGUAGACAUUAAGAAGGUUGACGUGUUUGCAGAAAUUCACCCGUUUUGUGGCUUUGUCUUGUUAUGAACGUUGUCUGGUCACAGACGAUGUGAACUGUAGGAUGAGUCUCAGUAUCAGAUACUGAUUGAAGCGAGCGCUUGUUGUGACUUCCACUCUUUGGCUUCAUGUGUCAAAGGCUGCGUUUUGUUUGCAGCCGCCUCCUGUAAAGAUGUGAGCGCCUGUUGUUGUGGAGUCGAGGGUGUUUUUCAGAGUCGCGCUGCUGCUGGUGCUCCUCACUGUGCAGCCUGCGUUUGUCUUAAAAGAGGAUGUUGCUCCGACUGCUGAAAUGUGGAGCAGCUUCGAGUGAGAAACGCUUUAAUUGACGUGGAAACGAUCAGAAUCCGUGUGUCACGCUGGAAAUCAACCACUUUUCAGAGCGAGUGAACUGAUUGUUUAGAGAAGCUCAACUUCAGUUUGUCAGUAAGUUGUGUGUGUGUGUGUGUGUGUGUGUGUGUGUGUGUGUGUGUGUGUGUGUGUGUGUGUGUGUGUGUGUGUGUGUGUGUGUGUGUGUGUGUGUGUGUGUGUGUGUGUGUGUGUGUGUGUGUGUGUGUGUGUGUGUGUGUGUGUGUGUGUGUGUGUGUGUGUGUGUGUUGUAUCUCUGCUUUGGUCACUGAGUGCUUGUUUGUGUCGUGGACUAAACACACAACAGACACUGCCAUUUUUACAUUGAGCUAUUUGUCUGGUUGUUGGAUGAAAUCUCACCUGCUCAGAUUGUAUCAGAGAUGGUGGUAAAAUCAGAACUUCAUUCCUCGGCUUUGAAUCGAAGGCUCACAGGACUUUCUACCGCGCUGCCUUCACUUUAAUUGUCACAUGGAAAUGCAGAAACGUCACAGCUUGACUUUGUUGUUUAUGUGGGUUUGUACAGAAUUAAUCCAGUUGUCGUAAUGCCCUCUGAUGCCAUCAGCGUCCAAGUAUCAGAGAAACAAAUAAAAUUUAUUUAGAGAACUUA
Molecule: messenger RNA, 4711 nt
Organism: Betta splendens (Siamese fighting fish)
Lineage: Eukaryota; Metazoa; Chordata; Actinopteri; Anabantiformes; Osphronemidae
Gene: tcf19l
Product: transcription factor 19 (SC1), like
Exons: 6
Coding region: 793-2460 (555 amino acids)
Biological process (GO): regulation of gene expression
Cellular component (GO): nucleus
Molecular function (GO): protein binding
Source: RefSeq, a predicted model, not a curated record